Molecule: messenger RNA, 1137 nt
Organism: Mycena indigotica
Lineage: Eukaryota; Fungi; Basidiomycota; Agaricomycetes; Agaricales; Mycenaceae
Exons: 5
Coding region: 19-1137 (372 amino acids)
Source: RefSeq, a predicted model, not a curated record
GUCGCCGUUUCUCUGGGGAUGACUCCAUUGCUAGUAGCGCCUAAUCCUCUCGACAUACCCGAGCUCAUCGACCUCUGUCUCUCUAACCUGCACAGUCAGCCUGAUCUCUGCUCAUGCGCACUCGUCGCCCGGUCCUGGGUCCACCCAGCACAAACCCGGCUUUUCUCCACCCUCCGCUUCCAUUCGGACGAAAAAGACUGGUUUCCGCGUAUCGCGAGGCUGGUAUCUCCUCAAAACUCACGGCUCCUGCCCCACAUCCAUCACCUGAUUGUCCGCAACGGGUUCACGGGAAUCGCCGAGUUAGAGGGUAUGCUGCCGCUCCUGGGCUGGACGCUGCGGGGCCGCAUAUCGUGCCCCAAUCUCACGCGCCUGACCUUCCUCUACGACGGUCCGCCGCUCUCCCGGAUGGCUCUCGUCGGCCUGCGCGACCUGCUGUCCCUCCCCACACUGCACACGGUGACCAUCAAGUGCAGCGGCGGCUUCGCGAGUGAACGCGACUUCUGCCGCGUUUGGGCGAUAUGCUCCCCUAAUAUCAGGCAUCUGAUCUGGAUGUGCAACUGGCCGGAGGAGUCAAGCUGGCCUACUGCGCACCUGCAGACCACUAUCCAGCUGCGGUCCCUAUGUCUUCCACGCAAGGCACAUCCUCGUUUCGCGCGCAAGAUGCUUGAAUUGCUCCCCUUCACGCUGGAGAAUCUCACGACGCUCUCGGUCUCGAGCAUCAACUACUCUGCCGUCCUCUGGAAUGUAUUGCAGAACAAGAAUAUUAACAAUAAUAAUAUUCGCGAACUUCAUUUCCGCGUCGAGAUCUUUGACCCGGACGACGACAUCAUUGGCCUCGACCUCGCAAACUUCCCGCAUCUGGCAUUCCUCGACCUCGCCUUUCCGCGCUGGCAGCACUGCCUCGAUCUGCUAGCGGCCCUCGUGCGCACGAUUCCGCCCACAAAUCGGCUUCACGCGAUCCAGCUGGAGCUGUACGCCACGGCGAACGAUGCUUUUUCAGGGUCCUGUGAGCCGCAGCCCCUCUGCACGGCCAUCGCCGGUGUCGCUGGUGUCUUCGAGCUCUGGCUGAAGAUGGACCCGGCCGCUGAAUUCGGACUGUGGCGAGUGAAUGCGAAUGCAGCGAUUGUCAGCCAUUGA